This is a messenger RNA of Apis cerana (Asiatic honeybee), 3243 nucleotides long. Its product is annotated as glucose dehydrogenase [FAD, quinone]. Gene Ontology annotation, molecular function: oxidoreductase activity, acting on CH-OH group of donors; flavin adenine dinucleotide binding. NCBI's taxonomy places the organism in Eukaryota, Metazoa, Arthropoda, Insecta, Hymenoptera, Apidae. The record is from RefSeq and is a predicted model, not a curated record.
CAAUUUCCAUUCUUUUAUAAAUAAAAAGAAUGACCCCUCCUCCUCGAAUUUCGAACCUCCACCCCCCCCCAAAAUUCUCCGCGUGUUCUCCGUGACGUCAGCUCGUUCUUUCUCCGGAAGAGAAGCGAGCCUCCCUUCCCGGCCCGGGUUCGAAGAGGCCAAAGAGCUCGUUAAUUAGCGGCGUCUAGUGCGGCCGUGGACGCGGCUCCCGCCGCAACGCGUGGAAAAACGUACGGAUGGACGGAUGGAUCGAGCUUUCACGUGGCGCAGCCUCGGCUCAUCUCGGGUGAGUCCCUGUUUCUGAGUGGCGAUCGAAAAGAGGAAAUCCAUCCGUCACUGUGCGUGUGUGUGUGUGUGCGGGGCUUGCCCAAAUGUCUCUCUGCAUCCAGAGACGACGACGAGCCACUUAACAGGCCGCCACCUCCUCUCUCGAUCGAUCGAUCUCCUCCUCUUCGACGACUACUCUUCUUGUGCAGGUGAUCCUUAAUCGAACAAAAUGAGAUUCUACAUCCUGCUCUCGUUCCUGCUGCGAUUGGCGUUCGCGUUUCGACUACCGUUUCAGUUUCAAAUCAACCAGUUGGACAACAACAACAACGGAACAUCAUGUUGCUCGUGCAACUCCUUCAAAGACACGUCUUACAUGGCAUCAACUUGCGGCGUGAAGACAUCUUUUAUGAGCUUGGUCGAGAAAGUUAUCGCCUCUACUUGCGAUAUCGCUAAUCCUUGCAACAGGCUUGGCAGCGAGGAGGUGCCCAAUGAAUGGUUCGAUUUUAUCGUGGUUGGAGCAGGAGUGGCCGGACCUGUAAUUGCCAGGAGAUUAAGCGACAAUCCAUGGUGGAGGGUUCUGCUGAUCGAAGCCGGGCCGGAAGAGCCCUCGAUGACUUCGAUCCCCGGACUCGCCGUCCACGCGGUCAACUCGACGUUGGAUUGGAGAUUCAAAACAGAGCCCACCGAACCCCACCCCACGGCCUGUUUAGAAAACGACGGAGUGUGCUCGUGGCCACGCGGAAAAAUGAUGUCAGGCACGGCGGGUAUGUACGGGAUGAUGUACAGCAGGGGACAUCCGGAAGUGUACGACGGUUGGGCGCGUGGUGGCGCCACCGGCUGGUCGUACGACGAGGUGACGCACUACUUCGAACGUGCCGAGGACCCGAUCGAUCAAUCUAUAUUAUCCGACAAGCCGAGGACCGUACCCGUCCCCGGCCCCAUGAAGAUCCAAUUCUAUCCCGACAAACCGGCGUUCGCCGACGAGAUUCUGAAAGCUGCAUCCGAGCUCGGUUACAGAACGUCGAAAUUGAAGGAGUACACGCAGACGGGUUUCAUGAUCGCCCCGAUGACGACCGACAACGGCGUGAGAGGGACGGCGACGAGGAAUUACCUCAGGCCGGUCCACGGUAGGGGAAACCUGAGAGUGUUGAUAAACGCCCACGUGACCAAGGUGCUGAUGGACUGGCAGGGGAAGGCGUACGGCGUGGAACUGGUGGACAAGGACGGGUAUAAGAGGAUAGCGAAGGCGAACAAGGAGGUGAUCCUGACGGGGGGGGCGAUCGGGUCGGCCCACAUCCUGUUGAAUUCUGGGAUAGGGCCCAAGGACCAGUUGACCAAAUUGGGGCUGCACGUGGUCAAGGAUCUGCCCGUGGGCAAGAAUCUUCACAACCACGUGUCGAUCGCCGUCCCAUUCAGCAUCAAGGACACGGCUUACGAGGCGAUGACGAUGAACAGCGUGAACGAGUAUCUGGAGACCAGGACCGGGCCCAUGACGAGCACUGGGCUGACCCAGGUCACGGCUUUCUUCGAGAGCAGUUACGCGGUCACGGGUAUCCCCGACAUCCAGGUGUUCUUCGACGGAUUCGCGCCCAGGUGCCCGAGGACGGGGCUCGAGUUCGAGUGCUUGAACGGGGCGCUCGGCCUGUGCCCGGAAAGGAGGCAGAUCACUGUCAGGCCCACGGCCCUCACGGCGGCGAGCAAAGGCUACUUGAAACUACGCUCGAGCGACCCGUUGGACCCGCCCCUUAUUUAUCCUAAUUAUUUCGUCGACACGAAAGACCUGAAGGUAUUGAUCGAGGGGAUCAAGAAAUCCAUACAGCUCGUCGACACCCAGGCCCUCAAGCAAUGGGACUUCAGACUCGACACCGUCGUCCAUCCAUUAUGCACGGAUUACCACUUCGGCAGCGACGCGUAUUGGGAGUGUUACGUGAGAGCGGCGACCGGACCCGAGAACCAUCAAUCGGGUACGUGCAAGAUGGGAGCGUACGACGAUCCAACAGCCGUCGUGGAUCCCGAACUUCGCGUGCGCGGCGUGUCGAAUCUCAGAGUGGCGGAUGCGUCCGUGUUUCCUCUCGUGCCAAAUGGCAACCCUGUCGCCGCCAUCUUGAUGGUCGCGGAGAAAGCCGCAGACAUGAUCACGCACACGUGGUCCAAGAUAUAAGUUUCUAGGGAAUUGUGAUGCAGAGGGCGCUGCUCGUCACACGAAUUUCGCGUUGUUUUGAAAUUCAAUCCGACCAAUGAAUCAUGGGUAUUUUCUAUCUCUCGCGGAUCCCAUUAAUUGGAACGGUUAGUCUGGUUACGAAUGUUUGAAUUUAAAUUUAUGUUAUCGGUCUGGAAUAUCAAUUUUGGAAUAAAAUUCUAAAUUUUAAAUACAUAAGUUUAAAACAGGUUUAUCUUAUCUACGGAUAAAAUUGUUCCUAAUAGCUUUUCAAAAUGAAUUUGUAAUAUAUUCGUUCGUUUAUAACAUUCCGUUAUUUCUUUUAAUUAUUUCGAAAUACGUAGUGGCACGAAAAAAAGAAGAGAUAAGUAUUAUAGGGACACUGAACGAUAGAGAUCAAAAAAACACUUAGAAUUGUAUAUAUAUAUAUAUAUAUUUUUUUUUUUCGAUAUUUUCCAUUUUUCAACGUCGAUCAUUCUAUUUCGAAAAUUCUAGGAAUUUUUCUUAGGCGAUUCAUGGAGCGUUUGAUAAAAAGCAAAACGUUUCUUUAGACUUUGAAUUAUUCAGAGUAAAAAUGACAUCUUGGCCUAUAUUAUUACAUAAUGUAAUUGUUAGAACGUGUUUCUUUGAAUUCUUAAACUUUAUGAUCUCGAAGAAAGAUAAACUUUCGUUAACAUAUGAACUGCUCUCGAUCGUUUGAAAUAGAAUUUUUUUUUAAAUUUAUUUCAUAAUAAACAACGUUCGAUAUAUAACUCCAUUCUGACGAAUUGGAGUCGACACAUUGUUUUAAUAAAAAUUGUUUUUUCAAACACGAUAAA